UUGAGCUGGGCCUUCCGGAUAGAGGUUGAUUACGUAAGCUGACCAUAGACCUCUUCCAUUUUCCAAGGUUGCACAGCAAACUCAGCAGAAAGCAAAACGAACCAUGAAGAUACGAAACCAACUCAGGAAACCGACAGAGCACUAAGCCAGAUUCAGGGAUGGAUAACCUAGAUCACUCGAUUGGGGAUGCGACUGCUGGACCAGACAAGACGACCGGCGGCGUAUCCCGAUUGGCUGGCCUCACAUUCGGAACAGAUGAAGACAGCUUCCACAGUCAAGACUUUGAACAACAACAGCCACCAUUACCAUCAUCAAGGCACCCUCAUAAGAAGAAGAAGACCAGCAGCAGCAGCAAGAACCUUUCAUCAGAAGACAAGACUAUCAUCAACGCCCACCCCGAUGAUCCUGAUCAAACCCAAGAUACGGACGGAAUGAUGAACGAACUCGAUAGCUAUAUCAACCCGAAGCAUACCAGAAAAUCAAACUACCAACUCAACAACCAAAUCAGAAACAGACAACAACCACUUCCACCAAACUCUCAAUCGCGAGCCAAUUCCAAUCAACAUCUCACCACCAUCACCCGUCAAUCUCAAAGCCAUGCCAAUAUAACUCAACAAGACGACUCAUUCCUAAACGAUCCUGCUGCAUUCAUCAUCAGUCCACACAACAGUCCAGAAGCUUCUAGACUAGCCAGAUAUAACAGUAGUGAUAACCCUAGAAAACCCUUGCCUGGUCAAAGGAUCUUGAAUUCUGGCGAUCCACCUCGUGGAGGAGGUAAUCAUCUCACAUUACGAGAACAGGAAAAAGCGAUCGAUGAAGUCAAAAAAGACAACUUCAAUUUGAAGUUAAAAAUCUACUUCUUAGAAGACAGAAUGGCAAAGCUAGCACCAGAUCAGGUCGACUUGGCACUCAAGGAGAACGUGGAAAUCAAGGUAGAAUUCCAAACAGUCCGACAAGAGCUGAAACGAUACAAGCGCUUACUGCUGGAAGCAGAACGCGCAAUCGAGCUAGCCAAGACCGAGCGCGACGAACUACUAGAACAAAAAACGUUAUCUGCUGAAAGAACCAGCUCUGGAUUACAAGCCGAAGUGAAGAAGGCAAGAGAUGAAGUUGCGACCAAGGAUAAAUCGAUCCAGAACUUGGAAAGUGAACUACAACGGCUCAAGGAUCAUCUAGAACGCGUCUCUUCAAAAGAUAGCCCAUCCAAGAUCGCCUCUAGUCACGCCCGAAACCACACUCGUCAGUCGAUCUCUAAUCAAUCCGUCGAUAAUUGGUCUAAUCAAGAACACUUGACGGAGAUCAAAAACCUCAAGAACGAGUUGGCCGAAGAGCGUCAGCAGAAAGAAGAACUUCUAGGUGAUAAUCAGGAUUUGAGAUAUCAACUGACCGAAACCAAGAACGCCUUACAAGAUACUCAAGAUCAGCUCGAAGAACGUGAUAAUCGAAGCCAUCACAUCAGUCGAGCUCAAAGUAGAUUUCAAGAAGAUCCUAACGAUUAUCCAAGUUCUGGUCGAAAACCAACGGGGGGGAUCACUAACCAAACAAUGGUCAAAGAAUUCGAGCGAGAAAUUAAAGACCUGGAGAGACAGCUUCGUGAAUUAGAAAACGAAAACGUCGAGUUAAGAUCCCAAGUCAAUGCUCAAGUCAAGAUGCUUUCGACAAAGAACUCAGAAAAGGAUAAGUUGCAAGACCAAGUGAGCAAUCUGAAAAGCAAAGUCAUGGAUCUACAGGAUGAAUUAGAACAAGAUGCGCGUGAAUUUGAGAAAAUUCAACAAGCUGGUAAUAUCAGUCUUCACGAUCAAGCGGCCGAUGAAGUUCGAGAGGAAUUGAAUAUGUAUAGAGAUAAAUCUGCAUCUGCUCUAUUGAAUCUUGAAAAAAGACAGAAGGAGAUCGAUGAGUUGAAUGCCGAAUUAGACGAUCGAGAUGCGACUUUUAACGAGGAGGUUCAGAAAAUCACCCGCCAACACAGCCGUGAGCUCGAUGCUGUCAAAGCUCAAAGAGAUGAACUUCAACAGGCAAUACAUGAGCGGGAAGACCAAAUCGCUGAACUCAGUGAUCGGUUGAGGGAAGUGAUCAAUUUACAAGCAGAGACGGACAAAUCAUUGCGAGAGACGCGAAGUAAAUUGAAGGAGAAGGAGAAAGAUUAUAACUCGAUUCUCCAAGACUUGGAAGUCGCGCAAACCGAUCUCAAAGAGAUUGGGGCCGGAAAUCGGGAACUUGCAGCGGAAGUUCACGAGAAAGAUCAGCAGAUUACCGAAUUGGGUGCUGAGUUAGAUGAACUGGAGCAACGCGAAUCAAACCGAUCGACAGUUAACGAGCAAGUGGUAGUAAAACUCAAACAGAAAUUAAAUGGUACCAAAUCGGAACUCAACGAGCUUUCGGUCCGACACGAAUCAUGUCUAUCUGAGUUGAAAUUCUUGAAAGACAAGCACGAAGAACUUCAAUCAAGACAUUCGGAGAUUGAGGAACGACGAAAGAAGGAAUCGGAUCUGAAGCGUAGAUUAGAGAGAGAACUUGAUGAUCUUGAGCGCGAAUUACGAGGGACUCGGGAGAAAAUGGACCUUCAAGCCAUCGCGUUCAAGAAAGAAAAACGCGAACUACAGUCUUCCUUCCAGCUUGCGCUUGAUUCCAAGCAAAAGGCGUUAGCCCAAGCUGAAAGUGACCUAGACAACCUGCAAGGAAAACUAGAGGUCCGAGAAGAAGACAUCGAGAAAUUGGAAACGAUGUUGAAGCGUUUAGAGAGCGAAUCUAAUCAGUUCAACCAAUCUCAAUCUCAUGAUAAAUUCUCUUUGGAACUCGAAAUCGAAAGGAUCCAGAGAGACUUGCUUCAUUCUACCCAAGAAACUCAAACUUACAAAGAUCAAAACGUUUCCCUUCAAAAACAAAUCUCUAAAUUCCAGGCAGCUAUCGCUAAUUUGAAAUCCGAGAAAGACGAAUUGUCGGAUAAAUUGUUAGGUGUGCAGCGCGCCCGGGAUUCAUUGAAUGAGAAAUACGAGGAGCAGACUAAGAAUCUUCGAGAGACUCAAAACAAUCUAUCGGUCAAUAAGAACCGAUUGCAAUCCCUGGAAGAUGAAUUGACUUCCGAUCACUUACAGCUGAACAAAUCUGAGCGUCAAUACAAGGAUCAAAUCAGUGAACGAAACACGCUCUUGUUGACGAUUUACCAAUACCUUGAGAAACUUUUAAGUAGUGGAUCUAAUCAUAGAAGGAUCAGUAGUGCCCAAGAUGCAAAACCAUUCACGAAUUUUACAGUUUUCCAUGAAAACAUUAUCAAUCGACUGAAGAACUUGGGGACCAUGCAAUCGGGAUUUGAGACGAAAAUCCAAGAAGUUGAGAAGAAGCUCGAGAAACAAUAUGCCUCUCUGAAGCGACAGCAUGAUACUAGGAUGAGACAGCUAGACCAAUUCGAAACAACCAUCAAAGCCGCCACAGAUACUCAACGUCAAUGGCGAGCGCGAAUGACGACGAAGCAAGGAGAAGUGGAUGCGGCGAAGGAGACGUGCAGCGAGCUGCAGAAGCAGAUCAGUUCGCUGAAGACGCGGGCCUCGAUAGCAGGCACGAGUCCGGGCUCGAGCACCGAGCACAGACAAGCUUUGGCGAAGGUGGUCCAUCUGGAGAAGAAGUUGGCGGCAACUCAGAACCAGCUGAAGUUGACGGAAGAGAAGUUCAACGAGGCGAAGCUUAAGGUGGCCUCCGUCGAGGCCAGUUGGCUUGCUCGAUUGAAAGAGCUCCAGGAUCGUAAUAAGGAGUUGGAGGAGAAAGUCAAGCGCGAGAAGAGGUCCGCGAAGGAACGUAAGGCCGAUCUCGACCUUCAAGUCUCCGGCUUGAAAGAUCAGAUCGCCUCCUCUGAUCAUCGCUCUAAACAGUUAGAAGAUCUCUUGACCACUCAUCAACAAAAUCUUCAACCUCAACGGAAAUAGUCCCCAUCCCUUCUUAUCACUCUUGCCGUCCAUAACAAAUCUUCUCUCUGAAUUUUCCUUCUAUACAACAGUGUUAUUGGUAUUUAUGUGCAGACUUAUUCCUUGUACCUAUUUAAUCGUUCCUCGUUACUUCAUCGAUUUCAUAAUUUAUUUCCAAUCUUUUUGUUUUCAUUGUAGUGCUGAUACAGCGGGUGUUAGGCUAACAAGAGGAUUACUUGAACCAAUCGAACUUGGUUCUUUGUUGAUUGGUAUCCACCUUAUUUACAUUUUUUUGUUCCUGUUAUACUUGUGUUGUAAGAUUGACUUGUGGCUGUUCAUCGUGUUAUAUUUUUGUAAGUCAUAUGUUUCUGUUACUUGUUUUUGUGAGUAGGUCAGGUUCUUCAUUGCAGAUGUCAUCCAUCAUGAUCUAGUCUUCAAUGACUGGCUUUGAAAGUGGGGAUUAGUAAACAAAAAUCC
Puccinia graminis f. sp. tritici CRL 75-36-700-3 is the source of this 4376-nucleotide messenger RNA. RefSeq lists its product as uncharacterized. Gene Ontology annotation, cellular component: microtubule organizing center. The record is from RefSeq and is a predicted model, not a curated record. Bases 159 to 3920 code for a protein of 1253 amino acids. NCBI's taxonomy places the organism in Eukaryota, Fungi, Basidiomycota, Pucciniomycetes, Pucciniales, Pucciniaceae. The transcript is spliced from 11 exons.